AGAUCGCUUGUGGGAAGCGUGGAAAUACUGGCACGGGAAGACAUACUCAACACGAGAUGACGAGACAACAAGGAGAAACGUUUGGGAAAAGAACAUGGACGCUAUCUUUGCCCACAAUGCAGCGGGGAAGAGUUAUACUUUGGCCAUGAACAAAUAUGGUGAUCAGAUACAGCUUCACGGAUACACAAAUGCCGUCACAAAUGGUGAAACCUGGGAACGAGAAGAAAUGAACCGGGCGCGUCAUCCCGUUGCCAUGGGAGCGUGUGGCGGGACCACGCCCCCCUCGUCCCUGGACUGGCGUAAGAAGGGUGUGAGCAGCGGGGUGAGGGAGGAGGGGCAGACGGGGAAGGUCGUCCCUUUUGUACUGACAGAGGCUCUGGAGUGCUACCACAUCAUAAAGACAGGUCAGCUGGUCCAGCUGAGUGUCCAGGAGGCGAUGGACUGCUGCGGAGACUCGACGUUAGCCUCGGGGUUUGACUGUAUCAUCCACCGGACCAAGGGGCUCUGCAGCGCCGGGGACUACCCGACUCAACCCGCGGGGAACUGUAACGCCGCCUUCUGUCGCGCUGCCGCAAAUUGUAGAGACACCGGUCACGUCAUCAAGAACAACGAAACUGAUUUGAUGUGCGCCGUUGCCAUGACACCCACGGUGGCUGGUAUAGACGCCAGCCAGCCGUCCAUGGCGUUCUACCAUUCCGGCAUCUACCACGACCCGCACUGCUCAACCUCUGACCUCAACCACGCCCUGCUCGUGGUGGGUUAUGGGAGUUCUGGAGGGAUAGACUACUGGAUCUGCCAAAACAGCUGGGGUACAGACUGGGGGCUGGCGGGCUACAUACUCAUUGAGAGGGGGAAGAACACGUGCGGCAUCGCUUCUCAGGCUUUCUACCCGGUCUAAGAUGUGUCUCCGAUGAGAAUAAAAAAAAUGAUUUUCAAAAAGUUUUCAAUUUAAAUGCUUGUAUUGGAUUUGAAUAAUAACUUAUAGUUACUGCUUGGAUUACAAAAAUAUAUGGAUUCCAGUAUAUAUCAAUUUGAUACAAGAUUGAAGGCGCAAGCAUGUUUUGAAAUAAAAAAAAUAACUUAACUAGAAGGUAACAUUUGUAAUAUGGUCUCUUAUUCAAACACAUCCAUAUAUAUUCAUAUAUGCCCAGACAGGAGUCUAAAUCCCUCCUGCUAUAAAAUUGCAACCUGAUGUAACCCAACACUAGUUACCAUGGUGACAGGCGUCUGAU
This is a messenger RNA of Branchiostoma belcheri (Belcher's lancelet), 1232 nucleotides long. RefSeq names its product cathepsin L1-like. NCBI's taxonomy places the organism in Eukaryota, Metazoa, Chordata, Leptocardii, Amphioxiformes, Branchiostomatidae. The record is from RefSeq and is a predicted model, not a curated record. Gene Ontology annotation, molecular function: cysteine-type endopeptidase activity. Bases 95 to 898 code for a protein of 267 amino acids. The transcript has 5 exons. Gene Ontology annotation, cellular component: lysosome.